AUGUCUGCUCCUCCCCUCCGCAUUGUCAUGGCCUGCGACGAAGCCGGCGUCCCAUACAAAGACGCCAUUAAAGCCACCCUUGAGAAUAACCCCCUCGUCGCUGAGGUUAUCGACGUCGGCGUCAACUCAUCAUCCGACAAAACAGCCUACCCCCACCCAGCCGUCGAAGGCGCCAAGCUCAUCAAAGACGGCAAAGCAGACCGUGGCCUCUUCAUCUGUGGCACUGGCCUGGGCGUUGCCAUUGCUGCCAACAAAGUGCCCGGCAUCCGAGCUGUGACUGCUCACGAUCCCUUCUCUGUUGAGCGCUCAAUCUUGAGCAACGACGCCCAGGUCCUGUGCAUGGGUCAGCGUGUCAUCGGCGUCGAGUUGGCUAAGAAGCUUGUUUCGGAUUGGCUCAAUUAUCGCUUCGAUCCUAAGAGCGCUUCUGCGGCUAAGAUCCAGGCUAUUACCGACUAUGAGACUCAAUUCCGGGCUGCUGCUUAG
Molecule: messenger RNA, 483 nt
Organism: Penicillium soppii
Lineage: Eukaryota; Fungi; Ascomycota; Eurotiomycetes; Eurotiales; Aspergillaceae
Product: RpiB/LacA/LacB family sugar-phosphate isomerase
Exons: 1
Coding region: 1-483 (160 amino acids)
Biological process (GO): carbohydrate metabolic process
Cellular component (GO): intracellular anatomical structure
Molecular function (GO): isomerase activity
Source: RefSeq, a predicted model, not a curated record